UAAGUCACUGUUUGUAUUUCCGUCAUACAGUAGAAGCAGAAGUUGAUGAUGCAUAGAGUUCUAACAAAACACUAAAUUCAUAUUAUGGUCUUAAAAGACUAUAACUAUACAAAAUUUGUGCCCGUUAGAAAUUAUAUAAUUAAAUAUAUGUAAAACAUAAUGUGCAAUUACAGCUAGAUGAAGUACUUCAUAUCAUAAAAAAUGAUACGAUAAAACAAAGAUAAUCGCAACCGAUAACGGCAUCUUUUGUUUCAUAUUGAAUUACAUUUCUCAUUGUUAAAUCUAAAGAGCUAAGAAAAUGUCAAUAAUGGAAAUGUUUCAUUUAACUCAUCCUGAGGUACUGUCAGAACCUGAGCUUCGGGAAAUCUUAGAAAAUUGUUGCAUCGACUUUAAUAAUUAUAAACAUUUAUCCAGAUCUCAGUUAAUAGAAUUAUACAAACGUGUGGCAAUGCCUUUGCCCAAAAGAGAAGAUGAAAAUUCUGAAAAUUUGGAUAAUAAAAAGAUUAAUGAUCAAGAGAAAAAGAAUUCUGUAGAUGAUUGUCAGAGAGACAUAGCUUCAUUAAAUGGUACACAUAAUACAAAAAGAAGUAUAAGUGAAAUAAAAUCAUCUCCAUCUUCUUGUGCGACAAAACCAAAAUCUCCUGUGAAUGAAUUUAAACAAACAUCUAAGAAGAUACGUUUAUGUAAUUCAAACAAUCUGAGAGAUUUCAAUGAUUCUGAUAAACGUAUUAAUGAUGGGAAGCACGAUGAAGCUCCAUCAAAGAAAAGACAGAAGAUUACAUGGCCAUAAUAGUAUUAUAUUUUUAAAUAAUAAUAAUGUAUAAAGAUUAUUUUCAUAAGAACAUGCUUGUUGAUCUCGUUAGCUGUGAGAAAUCGUAUCCAGAAAUCUGCACAAAUUAAUCUAACUAACUUCANGUAAU
This is a messenger RNA of Megalopta genalis, 920 nucleotides long. RefSeq lists its product as uncharacterized. Gene Ontology annotation, cellular component: tRNA-splicing ligase complex. Lineage: Eukaryota; Metazoa; Arthropoda; Insecta; Hymenoptera; Halictidae. The record is from RefSeq and is a predicted model, not a curated record. Gene Ontology annotation, biological process: embryonic morphogenesis.